This is a messenger RNA of Drosophila persimilis, 1240 nucleotides long. RefSeq names its product inositol polyphosphate multikinase (gene Ipk2). Gene Ontology annotation, molecular function: inositol tetrakisphosphate kinase activity; inositol-1,4,5-trisphosphate 3-kinase activity. The record is from RefSeq and is a predicted model, not a curated record. NCBI's taxonomy places the organism in Eukaryota, Metazoa, Arthropoda, Insecta, Diptera, Drosophilidae. Gene Ontology annotation, biological process: inositol phosphate biosynthetic process. Bases 100 to 1107 code for a protein of 335 amino acids. The transcript has a single exon. Gene Ontology annotation, cellular component: cytoplasm; nucleus.
ACCAUUUUCUGCGCUAAAUUUCUCAACAUUCUGUUUGCUGCUCUGUUGCUUCUGUCUGCCACCCACCGCCUGGACAGACGACCAGACACCUCACAAAACAUGGCCAGAAACGAUCAGAAAGCAGUGCACCUGCCCAGCCCAGCGCUGCCCGUGGGAUUCCGACAGUUUGCCACACAGGUGGCCGGGCACACAUUCGAGGCGACCAAUGCCGCCGCCGUGGGCCUCCUGCAGGACUCCGUCGCGGGAUGCGUGCUAAAGCCGCUGGGAAAGCCCGAGUGUGAGGUGCGCGAACUGAACUUUUAUGAGUCAUUGGCAUCGGCGGCCGUAGCGUCGACGGCGGCGGGAGCCAUGGCCGAAGCGAAAGCGCCAGGUGAUAAUGACCUUGCCGCCCUCAGUCGUCACGUCCCGCGGUUUUACGGCCAUCUCAAACUGGUUGUGAAUCAGCGCGAGCACACAUUUGUCAGGCUGGAAGACCUCACGAGCGGCAUGCAGCAGCCGUGUGUCAUGGACGUGAAGAUGGGACGCCGCACGUGGGACCCCAUGUCCUCGCCGCACAAGCGCCAGGUGGAGGAGCAAAAGUAUGUGAUAUGCAAGCAGAAGCUUGGCCUCUGCUUGCCCGGUUUCCUGGUCUACCUCCCCGCGGAAGAGCCCGGCAAGACUGUGGUGCUGCGUCACGGCAAGGAUUACGGCAAGAGCCUGAAUGUGGCUGGCUUCAGGCAGACCAUGGGCAUCUUUUUCAAUGCCAGCACCAGCGACUCGAAGACACGAGCCGCCGGUUCCGAGAUCCUGCUCAGGGAAGUGCUGCGACAACUGCAGGAGAUCCUCGCCUGGUUCAAGCGCCAGCGACUGCUCCACUUCUACGCCAGCUCCCUGCUCAUCUGUUACGACUAUGCCCGACUCAGCUCCGAGUCCCAGCCACCGCCCUCGCCUCUGCUCAAUGGCCACCAUCAACAUCAUCAAUGCUCCGAAGAUCCCUCCGAGUGGAUACGCGUGCGCAUGAUUGACUUUGCUCAUGUCUAUCCUGCGGAGGAUGGCCAACCCGAUGAGAAUUACAUGUUCGGACUGCAGAGCCUCAUCGAGGUGGUCCGAUCCAUACUCUACCGAUAGCCAAGACCAAGGAGCAGCCACUCCAACUACUCCAAGUAAUCCACACAUUUGUAUUAUUGCGUAAGCCAAAAGAUUAGUCCACAGUAGGACCCUAAAGAAGGGAAUGGGUAGAAUAAAACCCGGUUUUUUACAA